Molecule: messenger RNA, 1763 nt
Organism: Sycon ciliatum
Lineage: Eukaryota; Metazoa; Porifera; Calcarea; Leucosolenida; Sycettidae
Product: lysine-specific demethylase 2A-like
Exons: 7
Coding region: 749-985 (78 amino acids)
Biological process (GO): regulation of transcription by RNA polymerase II; protein demethylation
Molecular function (GO): transcription coregulator activity; histone demethylase activity
Source: RefSeq, a predicted model, not a curated record
CCUGCUCGUCUUCUCACUGCUCAGAGUCGGUUACAUCAACGAUGCCAUAGAUGCCUCUUUGAAUUUCAGGUGUUGGUGCGCCAGAUUACGGCACAAGCCAACCCGUUUGUGACUGUGGGUCUCCGGCCAUGGACAAGGUAGUCAAGGAGCUCUCGUCUCAGGCCGUGACUCUAGGUGCCACCACUCGCAACAACAAAAAUAAUCGGAUGAAGACCACUCACUGCACUUCUCAAACAAGCGAGUGCACGCGAAAAUUUCUUGGAGCGAAAAACAUGCAAAACACAAAUUUCGCGCGAACGUUCGCAAUAGUUUUCGCAACCCGGAACGCGAAAAUCAUUGCGAACGUUCGCUCUGCAAAACCUCUCUAUUAUGAUCGCCUUCGAUUAUUUAUUUUCGUUCUACUCGACAAUUCCAAAAAUCAGUGCCAUUGGCUUUAGCUUUGCCCUUGAACUUGAAAUCUCGUGCCUUAUUCUUUCCUGGGGACUGGUGUUGGAUAUUGAACGGGCGGAGUUACCGCCGGGAUGAUGGAUGAAGGAGAUGAUGGCCUAAACUUGGCUGCGCGCAUUCUCAUUUUCGCGUGGCCUGCCACUAGUGUUUCGCAGAUUCACAAAGGGUGUCACAGGCAUAGCUGGAGGAAGAAAGAUACUACACGAAUGCGAAACGCGACAAACUCUACAACGUCAUUAGCCUGGAGUUCACCAAGACUAAGUUGGAGCCUCAAGUGGAGUCACCCAGUCUGGUACGUCAUAUGGAUGGAGUGGACUUGGUGUGGCCGGAAACAUUGCGCGCUUUGCAGCAGGAGGCCACCAACCGACUGGUCGACAUGAAAUAUCCCAAAGUGCAAAAGUACUGCCUGAUGAGCGUCGGUGGCUGCUACACAGAUUUCCGUAUCGACUUUGGUGGCACAUCCGUCUGGUAUCACAUUCUCAAGGGUGGAAAGGUUUUCUGGCUGAUUCCUCCGACCCCAAUCAAUCUUCAGAUCUAAGAGCAGUGGGUGUUGUCGGGUAAACAGCAGGAUAUAUUCCUGGGUGACAUGGUCGAGAAGUGUGCCCGCGUCGAAUUGAAACCAGGCUUGACUUUUGUCAUUCCUACUGAAUCUGCGUGUGUCGCCCGCACCAAUACCUGACAACAUUGUGGAAAUAGUGGCAGUUGAAACAGAGAUUGUAUGCAAGUCCUCAGCUGCUACUGCAUCUCCAAGAAAGACAGCAGGUAUAUCAUCUCGUGACGACCACAUUUAAGUCUGAAUUUGAAGUGCGAAGAUGCUUCAGCAACCACAUCGUACUUUUCCAUUGCUUUCAUUGUGCUUCUACUGUGCAUGUGUGUAACUUGUGGGGUAUAUAAUUAUGUGAUGACAUUGUAUGCUGGCGACACGGUCAGUUUUUGUCCAUGCGUGUAACGUACACCUGCAUGUUAUGCAUUGAAAAGGAUCUGCCACUUGCGAUCCUGGGACAAGUAUCAGGUCAGCUUUGUCUUGUGUGGGCUGUACCAGAUUGCUGUUCACUUUUCCAUCUGUUGGAUAUGUGACUUUCUGCAAGUCUCUGGUGUAUGGUGGCCACUUCUUUGCUUGUCACUUUGUAUGAUAUUACAUUCUGUAUUCGCUGCUUCCAUGGCGUGGUCUGCAAACUGCAAUCCUUGGGCAAAUGUCAUGUUUGCUAUGUUGUGCUUUGGCCGUCAGCUUGUCUACACGUUGUAGUUGAAUUAUUUUGUUCCACAACUGACUUCCUUUUAAAAGUACGGUGGCCACUGCUUUGCAUGGCAUUUUA